AUGAGCUACAUUCACCCACCCGAACCACCGCCCUACAGCAACGCCAACGUAUCAGCCGCUAACGGUUUUUACAAUCCUUCAUCGGCUCCAACUCCCUAUGGAGUGAAUCCCAUGAUGAACAACAAUUUUGGUAGAGCCAAACUCCACUCACCCGAUGUGGUGCAAGAGUUAGUCAUGGGUUUUGUCAGGGAACAACAGGAUAGGCAAGCAGAGGAAGAAAAGCCUGUGACUGCCAAUCCUAUGGAGAUACUUUACACCUUCAUGUCAUAUUUUAACUCUUGGAAGUUGCAAAAUACAACUUCAUCCACUCCAACAGCUGCUCAUAGCAGCGACGGAUCCAAGGCCGACAAGGUUGAUUUGUUGAGCGAUGAGGAUGUUUUGAAUUGUUUUGUAAUUAUCAUGCAUUGUAUUGUUAGGGACCGGUACACAGACCCUUCUCUAUUUUCGAGUUACAUCAAACAAUCCAUUGACUCGAUUGUUCAAAUUAGCCGACUACAAUCUGUGCGUUUUUGA
This is a messenger RNA of Naegleria lovaniensis, 513 nucleotides long. RefSeq lists its product as uncharacterized. The record is from RefSeq and is a predicted model, not a curated record. The transcript has a single exon. Bases 1 to 513 code for a protein of 170 amino acids. Lineage: Eukaryota; Heterolobosea; Eutetramitea; Acrasida; Naegleriidae.